UAUUCAUAUAGCUCCUUUCCAUCUGGCUGCAGCCAUAAGGUAAGCCAAGAUGGGUGCUUACAAGUACAUCCAGGAGCUAUGGAGGAAGAAGCAGUCCGAUGAGAUGCGCUUCCUUCUCAGGGUGCGCUGCUGGCAGUACCGCCAGCUCUCUGCGCUCCACAGGGCCCCCCGCCCCACCAGGCCCGAUAAACAGCGCAGGCUGGGCUACAAGGCCAAGCAAGGUUAUGUCAUAUAUCGGAUUUGUGUACGCUGUGGUGGCCACAAACGCCCUGUCCCUAAGGGUGCGACCUAUGGCAAGCCUGUCCACCAUGGGGUUAACCAGUUGAAGUUUGCCCGAAGUCUUCAGUCUGUUGCUGAGGAGCGAGCUGGGCGCCACUGUGGGGCUCUGAGAGUCCUGAAUUCUUACUGGGUUGGUGAAGAUUCCACCUACAAAUUCUUUGAGGUUAUCCUCAUUGAUCCAUUCCAUAAGGCUAUCAGAAGGAAUCCUGACACCCAGUGGAUCACCAAACCAGUCCACAAGCACAGGGAGAUGCGAGGGCUGACAUCUGCAGGCCGCAAGAGCCAUGGCCUUGGAAAAGGCCUCAAGUUCCACCACACUAUUGAUGGUUCUUGCCCUGCAGCUUGGCGAAGGCACAAUACUCUCCAGCUCCACUGUUACCGCUAAUACGUGUCAUGUUUGUAAAAUUCUUACCUAAUAAACAAUUUAGGACAGUCAUAUCUGCUUAAAA
Molecule: messenger RNA, 728 nt
Organism: Phyllostomus discolor (pale spear-nosed bat)
Lineage: Eukaryota; Metazoa; Chordata; Mammalia; Chiroptera; Phyllostomidae
Product: 60S ribosomal protein L15-like
Biological process (GO): cytoplasmic translation
Cellular component (GO): ribosome; cytosolic large ribosomal subunit
Molecular function (GO): RNA binding; structural constituent of ribosome
Source: RefSeq, a predicted model, not a curated record